CACCCGCGAACCCAAACAGGAAGUGUUUAUUGCAGGGUGACAAACUGCACCGAAGCGAUACGCAUGGUGCGAGUGAACAGAUACAUCAGCCAACAAAAGAAAGUAUCGGCAGCACUGUUUCAGCAACAUGGCACCUACAGAUUUGAAAAGUUUGGUCCGUAGAUUCUGUGUUCUUCAAGCUGAACGUGUGGAGGCCUACAAGCUUUUUGAGGAGGGUCAUGAGGCAUACUUAAGGACGGGGCCCCACUAUGACUUCGAGCACUACAAACAGCUGGUACAUGAGAUAACAAAAGCAUUCUGUGGCAUUUCCAAAGAAGUUCUGGAGAUUAAAGAGCAACUGCAUCAAGACUUUGACCGGCCCGACCUCUCCGAGCACAUAGAGAAACUGCAAAUUAACGAGAAGAAGAAGCUAGAGCUGACAGCUAAGUUACAAUUGGCUAAACAGAAUGCCCUGGAUCAUCCAGAAGAUGAAGAGUUCCAGGAGAAAGUUCGGGAGAUCAAACAGGAUUUCAUAAAGAAUAAAGCAGUUUUGGCUGAGAUUCUGCAAGAUUUCAAGUACGAUUCAGAAGAACCGGAAUGAGAUGUAGGCACUGUCAGAAGACUUCCGUCUUGACAGAGAUGGUUCCUCUUUGAACUUUCUCUUAUAAGGAAUCAUCUAAGGUCUCGAUCGCUGUAUAGAUUAGAUAGACUGCACUGCUCCUGUCGCAGGCUUUGAGCAUGUUUUUUAUUUUUUAUUUAUUAAACAGUGUGGCAUCUUUUGUUUCAUUAUUGCAGUUAUGGUAGGAAUAUACUUUUUUGUUUGUUUGUUUGUUGAACCAAGUCAAUUCAAAGUGUAAAUCUGAACUAGGAAUAGAAAUAGGCAGCAAAAGUUUAUUAAAAAUGUUCCUUACAAUUUUUUUUUUUUUUUUUUUUUUU
Molecule: messenger RNA, 915 nt
Organism: Myxocyprinus asiaticus (Chinese sucker)
Lineage: Eukaryota; Metazoa; Chordata; Actinopteri; Cypriniformes; Catostomidae
Gene: rex1bd
Product: required for excision 1-B domain containing
Exons: 5
Coding region: 128-580 (150 amino acids)
Source: RefSeq, a predicted model, not a curated record